GCCUAGACAAUGAGCACAAAAGCAAAUCAAGAGAAAGUAGAGGGCCGUUUUGACAAAGUUUUGAGCUAUUACUGGGACGGCAUCCCGGUUCCUCUUAUUUCUGACGCUGAAAAAAUAUGCGCGACAACUUUUGUUUGCAGACAACUUGCAUUUACACCGGAUUACCACGGGGAAACAGUAAAUAUCCCACUCACCGAACCCCUUCAGGCGACACUUUUCUCCUCCUUGGCAAUCCAAAGUGUCGGUCCUCAACCAGCAAGCUCUCGAAUAGGCUCGCAUUAUUCACCCUAUGUCGGUCUUUUUCGUUUCACUGAAGACAAACAGUCUCUCAAAGAUGUUGCUGGGAAUGAAAAGUCGUCUGUCAGGGUUCCUGUCGAAUACUGCGAAAAAGACGAUGGAUGCGCAGGUGACAUUUUCGCAGCUCACUGCCGUGUCCGCACAGGAAAGCUCGUGGCUCUUUACAAGCCGCUGAUCAAGGAACACCUGCCUUUGAGUCGUAAUAGCCUGCGCAACAUAAUUAUCCUAUCAAGCCGGGGCUGUACUUCCAUUUCGAGAGAAGUAAUAGCUGGUGAAAUCAGCGACGUCAACGAGGCAUAUGCGACCGCGUUAUCAGAAGCCAUCUUCUAUUAUAUGUGUCUCAAUCCGUUGCAGAGGCGCAUUUUAGGGCCAUUGCAAUUAGCGACGGAGCCAGAGGGUAGCACGCAAACUAUCCAAGAUCAAUUUUUCACUGACAAGACGGUUGCGCAGCAGCACUUCAACGAAGCAAGACAACAACUGAAAAAGCAGCUUUUCUGGAACGCAUCGACGCAUGGUUACUUUGCGGCUUUGCAAUCACUUUGGGAAUCUAAGUUUGACCAAUUAUUGCUGCUGAAUACGGACGCGUUUACUGGUGUGGUGGAAGUUAGCGAGUUCAUCAGCCGAAUUUCCAACUCUAUCACUUCCAUUAUUUCGCGGAUUCGAAUAGAGUUCUUCACUAAUGUGGAAGAAUUUUUCUACUCAUUUAUCCCAAAUGCGAAAGACGCUCUGUUGAUUUCAGAAGAGGAGUACGAAGACAGCGUUUUCAGAAGAAUUUUUGUCGCUACCGAGGUGUUUCUCGUCUACAAGCUGCGGAGUCUUGUUUUUGACGGUCUAGACAGCCUUGUUGCGUUUUUCGACUGUGGGGGCUGCGGCAGCACAACGAGACUGUCGAAGCGCGCGCAACAAGAUUCAUUUAUUCGUCUGGAUUUGCUCACAGGAGAGUUGUCUCAGCCACGGGCCCCCGCGUUAGCUGUGCUGCUUUUUGGGAUUCGCGAUUUAUUUACGGAGAUUGAGAACGGCGUUAACAACCUGCCAAACGUUGGGUGCGUUAUUUUGCGAACGCUGAAACUCAAGCAAAAGAAAAUUGUCGUUCUCUCGCACGUCGAAGUGGCCUCAUACCGCGCGUCUAUAGCACACAUUUUAAAUGACGUGACACUAAUCAUUGACGGGAUACUCACUUCUUACAAAGCGUUUUGCUCAAUACCUGCGCAGAACGUCUCUGCUGUGAAAACGGGCUCACACAUCGAAGUCGCGAAGCACGUGGGCUUUGCUCGACAGCAAAUGACCGAUAUAUUUCGUGCGUCUUGGGAGCACAUGUAUUGCGGACGCUUUGAAGUCAACUGCGUGACACUGCAAGCGACAUUGGCUCACGAGUGGAAAAACUACAUGUCUGCACUCACUUCCGCCUAUCAGAAGGAAAUCAUCAGCGUUGUCGAUAACGCCAAGAAGAGGAGCUCCAUUAUUCUGAAGGUAUUCGACACCAUUCCCUCCAACGUGGAAGACCUGGAAGUCCACCAGCGAAAUACGGAAGCCGCUAUAGCACUCGCGCGAGAGCUGCGUAGUCUGGACUGCAAAGAAAUUCUCAACAGGGUCGCUUGUAUGGAGGAGCUCCGCGUUCCAAUUGAACAAGACGUGUGCAAAGCUGUGUUUGACUUCAUGAAACUUCCCGAGGAGCUAAUCCGCGGCGCUGAAAAGGCGGGUGACGUGCGCACGAGAUGUGCACCGUCGCUGCAACGCAAGCUGAAUCAACUGCGCACGUCCACUCAGGCGUACAUGAAGACUCUGUCGACGGGUGUAACCGAACUGUAUCAUUUGUUCAACCUGGAGACGUGCGACAUUGCUGCCCAAACCUGCACCGAGUUGCGCGAGCUUGUUGACCGCAUCGAUGCAAAUCUACAGCAAAUCGCGCACGAAGAGCAGGUGCUUGGGAUUUCUGCGGAGGACACGUUUGACAACUUUCCAUCCCUGCUGCACUAUUUCGAGGUGGUUGAGCAGUUUUGGAACUCUAUUUUCGACGCUACCAAAUUGCGCAAUUUGUAUAACAGCCCGAUUUCGUCAGUGAAUGCAACUGCGUCCGUGGAGAAGGUGCGCGAGUGGCGAAGACUAAUUCACAGCUCCUCUCAGCAUCUGCGCGGCUUUCCACUCCUUACUCAGCUUGGCCGCGAGCAGGAGGUUGCGCUUUCCAAAUAUGAAGAGCUGGAACUUUUUCUCGAAGUGAUAUCGUCACCGAAUUUACGCAAAAACCACUGGAAAGACAUUGCUAAGCUGAUCGCUGGACAGCUGCGCGAGGACGUCGCGUCCGUGAUCGACUUGUCUGUUACGGUGAAGCGCCUGCUCAACGCUGGGCUGAUGGAGCAUAUGGGCCCCCUUGGCCAAAUUGCGAAUCAGGCGCAGUGCGACUACGAGGUAGAGAGCGCUCUGGAGGAAAUGAGAAGCUACGGGAAGCGCACCCAUUUUGUGUUGGAAGACUCGCACGACAGCGGAGUAUCGAGGACAUCUGUGGCACAGCGUUUUAUUUAUGAUGCAUCCGCUCACGUUGAGGAGUUUGUGACUCGAUGCUGGGCGAUGCGCCGCUACCCGAAUCUGGGACAACUUGUACAAAGACCGCUGCUGGAAUGGAAGUUCUCGUGCGAGAAGAGCUGCGAAAUGCUCAGCGCCUUCGAGUCUGUUCAGGAGAGCUGCGCGUGGGUGGAGAACUACCUGCACACGCUGCGGAUGUCGCCGAACGAGAAGGGCAAAGAGGGUAGCAGCCGACAGGCGAUCAUUCAGCAUCUCUCUGCAGCGUCAGAUGCCGUCAAGCGGCUGCACACGACGCUGCGCAAACCCCAAUUUUCCUUGUACACCGCGAUUGUGCAAGAAACCAUUCAAGACGUCUUCUUCGCUGUUAAGGCCGCCGCGGACGAUGUGCUCGAGCUGUUGCGCCGUAAUCUGCAUCAGCGACGGGCUGCAUUUCCGCGUUUCUACUUCUUGUCCGACAAUCAGCUUUUGAGCUUUCAGUUUGUGCUGGCUCCGCAGAGUUUCGUCCCUUUUCUCCCGUGUCUCUACUCGCACCUGGCGGAUGUGGAGAUAGCAGAUGGCGAUGUGAAAGCUGUCGUCACUGCAGAUGGCGCGUCGCUGCCUUUGAUGAGCCCAAUAUCUCUCGCAGCGACGUCCCCGGAUGCCUGGCUGGCGCAAUUCGACCUCAUGGUCCGCCGCUCUCUGCUUCUGGCAGUCAAAAACUGCGUCGCUGCUUACUACCGCACGGACCUGGAGACCUGGGUGUCUGCGUGGUGCGGGCAGGUUGCCGUGCUUGCGCUGCGCAUUCUGCACACAGAAAGCAUUCGACACGCGGUGCAGAUCGGUGGCGACGACGCACUCCGCGCGUACGCCAGAAGGAUCUCGGAUGUAUGCUGCGCACUUAGCCAGCUAGCAGUAGAGGCCAAGGGGAAAAGAAAAAGCGGGCACGCAGGCAGCAGCAGUGUCGAGGCGACCAUCAGAGCAGCGCUGGCAUACGAGCAAUUCGCGUUACAAGAAGUUAAGCUCGUAAUCGAGUGGCGCAUUCACAACGUUGCUGACUUGGACUGCACGCAGCUUGUCCAGACUUUCUGUACCCCAUCCGGCGAUAGCAUCCAGGUUUCUUUUAUGGGUGUCAGUUUAGAGUACGGGCUGGAGUUUUUGGGUCACGGAGGACCGCUAUUCAUGAGCAGCUCGCUGUGGAAGCAGAUGGUAAUGGUGCUGGCGGACAUGGAGCUGGGUCGAAGUGUACCGUUGGUUUGUGGGAAAGAAGCCGCGGAGGUAGGAAACGACGUGCUAAAAACCGCCGCCGAGGUGCUAGGACGCUUUUACGUGCGAGUGGAGCUCACAUCGCAGACUCUCGCCGAGACACUCGUCCCUGUGCUGCGCGGCUGCAUCGAGACAGGGGCGUUUCUGUGUCUGGCCAAUUGUGAGACAGCCUCACCGGAGGUGCUGUCAAGCGCUGUGCUGCCAUUGGUACAGGCCUACCUCGCCGCCACCCCGUCGACGAGGUGGGAGCUGUCGUUUGGUCCGUCUGGUGCACUACUCGGUAUUCCCGUGCAUCCCUUCUUCCGGCUGGCCUUCAGCUCCGGCUCGCCGGGUGUAUUCCCUCUUCAAAUUUCCACAUUGUGCGACACCGUCCGCAUUACGUUACCAGAUGUGACGGAGCUGAUGCACAGGCUUCUGACGCAGGCCGGCGUCAUUUCCAUCGGACCGUUUUCCGUACAGGAGUUGGAGCUGGCGGAGCUGUAUGAGCAGUUAAAGGAGCGGGCACCCGAUAUUUUCACAAUUCAGCAGCUGUGCGUCGUCAUUCACGAUUUGAUUGCCCAAGGGGCCGUGUCAGCUGAGGACGAGAACGCUGCUGCUGCCGAGCCGUCGUCGCUCUCGCUGCAGGACCGCUUCUUGAAGAGCUUGUUGCGGACGAGUUACGGGGCCUUUCAGGGCGACGAGGGCGCUAGACUCCGCGAGAGCCUGACGGAGCAAAUCCAGGCGCAGCUUUUGCUACCCAACUGCAAGGGUGUAGUACCGCCUGUAUGGACCACCGUUGCCUCUCAAGACAGGGCGCAGACAACGUGCGACGAGGGGGUGCAGCGUUUCGCAACGUUGAUAGAGCUGCACCGCCGUGUGCUCAUCACCGGUCCGCGCUUUUCCGGCAAGACGGAGUUGUGGAGAAAAUGGGUAGGGGGAACGCCGUCUCUCAUCCUCUCCCCUCAAUUCAUGACCGCAUCCGAGUUGUACGGUAGCGCAACCCAGAAAGGCUACCUGUCGCAGAUGGUGUCGCAGAUCUCGCUCACCAAGGCAGCAGCGAAAGCCAGGCCAAUUGUUGUGCUGGAGGACGUGGAUGCACCAUCCUCGUUUCAGAUCUUUGCGCAGACGUGGUUUGACGGAAGACGAACUCCAGAGGGCGUCGUUGGUGGUACCUGUGUGGUCCCGUCACCCAAUUUAUGCGUCAUCGCUACAGCUGUGGAGGUGCGUCACAUUACCCCGGGCGUGAUCGACGGCUUUGCAAUGCUGGCGUUGACGAGCCCGUCCUGUUGGAAGGGUGCUAUCAAAUGGGCACUGCGAUCGGUGCCUGAGGGCGAGGCAGCGCGGAAGGUGUUGGAGGUCCUCCUGCCGCCGUUAGUGGAUCGAGCGGCGAAGAUGUCACCGGGCAUCGUGGGCAGCGCUAGCGAGCUGACGAACAUGUGCGCUAUUGCCCAGCGGGCGGCAUCGCUGUGCAGCCGCUGGUACGCGUACGCGCUGACCAUCCGCACCCACAGUGACGUACUGGCACCGCGAGAGGACGACGACGAGGUGGACCUGCGCCUGUUCGCCGCGCGGUGCGCCGUCAUGGCCGCCAGCUGGUCCGUCGGCCUGUCGCUCCCGUCCGAAGACCGCGACACCGUGAAGCUCACGCUUCUCUCUGCCGAGGCGGACGUGGUGAAGGCGCUCGCCGGCAGCGACGUUUCCGGCGAGGUGUUUCCCGAGCUGACGUACAGCAGCAUCAGCCCAUUGGAGCAGGUGGUGCUGCCGCAAGGAUGGAUGUCGUUCGACGACGCUGCAAAGCGAACGGACUUGCCGCUGAGCUGGUCCGGCUACCGCAACGUGAACCCGCAGCUUCAAGUCUCGCUGCAAGUGCUAACGAUGCCGUCACGUCUCGCAACGCUGCGCUCGAUGGAGUGCCUCAUGAACUGUGGUCAGCACGUCCUGCUCCACGCCGGCGCCGUGAAUGGGAAGACAACGUUGCUCCACACCAUGCGAACAUGCGAGAACUGGGUGACGCAAGUCUUUCAGAUGAACGCCGGCUUCAACGCCACUGAGAUGCAGCAGACCAUGGCCGGCACGUUGUCGAAGCGGUGCAACGGACGCUAUGGACCCCUUCUUGGCCGGCGACUGGUGGUGUGCGUCGAUGACCUCCACCUGUCUCCCGCAACCGCGUACGGUGACUGCGCGCCAUUGGCUGGCUGCUUCAUGAGCUACUGUGCAAAGUUCAGGGCAAUUAGCACACCCGCGCUAGGGACGGUUCCGACGACAGACGUCGUCUUUUGCGCCACUACGCUGCUGCAUGCGCUUUCGCACGAGCGUGGCAGCAUCGGCGCAUUUAGCGGGUGUGUGGAUGUGCUUCUUCCCCUGUUUAACGGCGACGAGAUUGCAAACGGGCUGCUUCAGAUAAGCGACAUGGCCUCGUCGCGGAAGCGCGCGAAAGGGUUUCCGCAGGAGUGCGCUGCCUUUCUCGGCCUUAUCCACGGCGUGUACUGCCAGCUGAGUCAACGGCGUGCAUCUUUAGCAAGCAACUCUGGCUCUUUCUCGUUAAGCUCUGCAAUUCACGUGGCCGGCGGUGCGCCACCUGACUCGGGGUCCCCGACGACCAUCUCCGCAACCGAGACGAAUGCAACGGACAGCUCUGCCGUGACUCUACAAGGAAACGAAUCUUUUUUCUUUACCGAGCACUUCCGCGCUUUGCUUGAAGCGGCCGAAGUCGUUCGCGUGCAUUUGCUGAGCGCGGUGUCCGAUUCUCAGGUGUCUGCGCGCGUCUUUAUCGGCCUCACCACCUUCUACGACGAGUUGCUCUCUCCAUCCGCCAACAUGCUGUCAGCAGACACGGCGACGUGGUCGUCAGAGGCGGCGGCGGAGCAGGAGUACCGCCGAGUUUCCCACGAGUUCCGCAACUCCGCCGUCCAGGCAGCAGAGGGUACGCUGCGCAACAGCGUCCACGGAAGUGUCGAGUUCCGCAACGUGGCCAAGGAGCUGCCGGAGACGCUUCUGCGCGACGCCGUCUCCGCCGCGAACGAAGCGCGCGUGGCACAUCGCAUCGCAUGCUUCCCAGACGCGCUCGAGGAGGAAGAGGAGACGGACCUCAGCUCCCUCGGCGAUCAGCGAAAGGGCAACGUUGCGAAGAGGACCUACCGCAGCGGGGCGACGGUUCGGUCCGAGACACGGCACAGCUCUGUCCUUCUCAGUUAUCCUGAUUCUCUCAAAAUUGCGAUGGUGCGGGCAGAGGAGUCCAACAGAGACGUGUACAUACGCAGGUCCUCGUCGACGGUGGGGGCCAGCGUACGCUCGUCGCGGCGAGCCUCGUCGGUGGGCUCAGCAGCGAGUGAGACGUCCUCCGUCAGUCAGCAUCGGUCGCCGUCCGUGAUGGUGACGCCGACCUACCAGACAACAUGGCUCACGACGCGACUUGUCCACCUGGCGGACACGCUCUCCGCGCCGGGGACGCACCUUCUUUUUCUCGGGGACAACACGUUUGGCAUGCGACGCCUCUUCCGGCUGUGGUGUGCGUCGUCGCACGUCCCUUUCAUGUGGUUUCGCGUGAACCCCGCCGACGCGCCGAGAGACGCUAUCAGCACCUUCGUGGCGGAACUCCGCGCCACCAUCACGUACGUGUGCCGGGAGAGUGUCCACGCCGUCGCGUACGUGCCGCCGCCGCUGCUCCGCACCCCCGAGGUGCUGCGGAUCAUGGACGCCCUCGUUCGCAGCGGUGACGUUUCCAGCCUCUUCACCGAUGAGGAGCGCUUUGGACUGCUCAACGGACCCGCCGCCGUGCAUUCGCGGUCGUUGAAGCCGUUUGUUUUUGUUGAUGACUCUCCGCUGCGGAAGCGGUUACUGGGAAGCCUGAACUUUGUGUUUCACCUGUACGACGCGACAGAGGCGCGCCAACUGGGCAAGGGCUACCCUUUCUUACUGCAGUCGACCACCACGGCCCUGCCGUUGCACACGGAAGCGUUGGAGCGGUCUUUGCUGGAAGAGAUGGCGCUGGGGAUUCUGCACCGCAGAGAUGCGCACACGGGCGGAAUACGCAGAAUGGAGGACGAGGACGACGCUGCAUACGCCACCGCCGUCCAUCACGGCGCUGAGGAAGAGGCGUACGGCAGACGGUUAACUCCACGAGCUGCGUGCACGGCUCUCUGCGCCGCCUUUGAUCACGUGCGGAAAACGUAUCCAACCUCCGUAGAGCAGUUUCUGGAGUUUGUUCGACUCUACAAGGAACUCGAUAAAACCGCGCGGGUUCAAGUGCUGGCGAGCGCGCGGACAGGCAAGAUCAUUGCAGGCCGCGGGGAUGAGGCGGUGCAGGCCGUGAACGCCGGGACGCAGCGGAGUCGCGUCAUUGUAGAGGAGCUUGCGGCGAUGCAGGUGAAGUUGGCUCUCCUCACCGAGACGCUCGAAGGACAGGAAAGGGAGCAUGGAAUGCGCGCUGCAGAGGCGGAGCGUUCACGAGAGGCGCUGACGAGAACGAGAGACGCCGUGCAGAAGCAGCGAGACGCCGUCACGAAGGGUCUCGAGAGUGCGAUGGGAGAGGUCGCCAAGUCGCUGAGGCAGCUGCGCAGGGCAAAGACAGGGAUUGUGCGAGCGCUGGGCAUGUCACGCGUACCCGACAAAGGCACGCUUCUCGUCCGCGCUCUUUACGCGGUGCUCGGCGAAGAGGUGCCGAAGCACAACGACAACGCGAACGAACUGUGGAGCCUUUCCAUGCGGCGGAUGUGCACCAAGGAGUUUACAGCACAGCUGGCGAAGACAGCCCCCGAGAACAGCAUCGAUCGCCUGCCGGCCUUGCUGCCAUUCCAUCGUGAGCUGGACGUAGUGCGGUAUGGCCCUGCCCUUCCCUACGCUCAGCUGUUGGCUGAUUUCGUGGUGGCGUGGGUGAGGUGCGUGCGGUUUAUGGCGGAGGAUUACACAGCCGGGAAGGCAGAGAUCGCGAGGGCUCAACACGCACUUGAGCAAGACGAGUCUGUCCAGCAGCAGAGGGAGGAGGAGGUGGGGCUGGCGGAGGAGGCGGCUGUACAAACGCGAAGGGAAGUGCAAAGCCUUCAAAAGUCCCUAGCGGCCUUGCAAGAGGAACAAAGUGAAUUAGCCGGUGGUGAGUCGCGACUUCUCAAGUACACGGGCUUUGUGGAUCGUUUCACGCGCUUUCUUAUCGAGCCCGCCACCGUGGCCGAGCGGGUCAAACGCGCGCAAUGCGUCGUCGGCGACACGCUGUUUGUGGCGGCCUUUUACUCUCUUUUGGCGAUGCACGGCUGCGCGCAAUCCAUGUCGGCAAGUCUGCAGGAAGUUCUCACCAAGACGGUGCAAGGCACGACGCUUCGUUUCAGCUCUCUGAGCGAGGUGUGCACGCAUCUGCUCUUCCAAACACACGCGCCGAAAACAGAGGUGCUACUGGUGACCGGCUGCAAUACUCCGUGGGAGUACAAGGCACUGAUGCUGAGCCUGUACCAACGUCGCGCGUCACGGUGGACGUUGGUGGGCGGCGCUGGUCCGGUAGCGGCAUACGAGCUGCUGAAGUUUCUCGCUUUCUACUGCACCGGCAGCGUCUCAGUGUCGGCGGCCGACCCGUUGGUGAAGGAGCGGCUGGCGGCGGCCAUGCGGGCCGGCGAAGGCGUUCUACUGUGCGACGUGCAAGGCUCAGCCGCCGUUGAUCUGGUGCGAUCGCUUAAUCCGGUUUAUCAGCGGCUGAAGGAGUAUCACAAGAGUUUACUCCACAGGCCGUUGGACACCAAGGGCAGCGGUGGUGGUAAUACCGACUUCGCCGCUGUCGCUACCGCUGCGCCGCUGCAGAUGCAGAGCACAACUAAAAAGCCGUUUAUGCAGCCAUCAAAGGGACCCGCAGCGCGGUCCGUCACGUGUGUCUGGUUUGACGGGCAUGAGGUGCGCGUGCAUCCGCAGUUCUUCUUAGUGUGCACGUGCUGGCCUGUCAUUACCAGUGGCUUGCAAGAGACGUGCGCGAGCCUUGACGUGUUUAACUUGCACACCCCCUUAAACCACGAUCUGCGUCUUGAGUGGUUGCUUUACGAUGCCGUCAAGAAGCCCUCCGUCUCUACGAAGGUUGCUUCGAUGCAAGAGGAGGUACGGGCUCGCCAGAACAUGUACUUUAAUGUGAUUCAGCUGUUUGCAAAUGCGCACGACUCGGCCGCCGCGCUCCUUGCUGUUGACCUGUCCGACAUUAGCAGCAACGCACGCGGCGAUGCACUGCUGGCGGAGAUGGAGCAGGCGCUCGCGCAGGUGGACACGCACGAUGCCCAGAUGACCACUACCACCUCUUAUGUGCAGAGCCUGCAGCGGACAUUGCAGGAGGGCUGGGACGCGAUCCUGCCCGCGAUGAAAGCGGUAGCCAGGGCAACAGAACAGAUCGAAGCGAAUCGACUGGGCCGCCCGUGGAAUGCGUCUGGCCUCGACAACUGCAUCGCGGACAUAGCGAACCCCUCCCCGGCACUCCUGCAACGCAUAGCGCCGCUGUCGUUCAGCGACUUGCCCAUCGGCCAGAAGUGCUAUUACGCACUAGCGCUCUUCAUCCAGCGCGUCGUCGAGCUGCUCGGGCCGGGGUGGCCCACGGCCUUAAAGGGAAUGUUCUCCCUGAGCAUUCUGUGCACGGCGAUGUCCGCUGCACCGGCAACCUUCGCGGCGGAGUCGAAGUUGCCCAUGCUCACCGAGGGACAGCGGAGCGUGCUGGAGCGCAUGGUGUAUGACAGUCCUACCUUCCAACCGGCGGAGCCAGCAGGAAAAGCAACGCCGGGCCCAGAGCUGACGUUGCCGUCACGCGAUGGCGCAGACGCCAACGCCAAGGGGGCGGAGGACCCUGCGGACGUUGUACGCAACGUGUUUACCGCGUCUGGAGAUGCGCUGCUGCGGCGUCUGGCAAGUGCGGAGGUCGAUGUGGCGGAGGCGGAGAUGGAUGACUCCUUUAAUGCAGGCGGAGAGACGGCGUACGACGUGACGCAGCUCUUCACCGCCUUGUUGGAGCUCGACGUCGAACAGGCAAGCGACUCCGCCGGCGCCCUUUACAACACCUUUAUGGGCUCCGUGACAGGUUUUUGCGGCGGAUCGAAUCGCACCCCAACGCGGCCGUCUGCGCAAACGAGUCCCUUGGAAGGGCCGCGGCCACAGGUGACGGGCCAACAGUACAACUCGGCGAUGAACGACAGCGAGUUAGAGGGCGGCGCAAGCAGCGGACGCACAGUCAACGACGUGAACGAGAUCAGCGUCCCACAUGCUGAGCUGCCUACAGUAGAUGCACAUAUACAACGCGCCGUAAAAGCACAUUUGCCGUUGUGCCUCGUCUCAAAGAGCCUCAUCGAGGAUACGCUCAUGUGGCUGCAGAGCGAGGUGAGGGAAACCAAAUGGGUGUUUCAGUGGCAAGAACUGGUCCCGCCGUCCUCGGUGCUCCUAUCGUCGGACACGCCGCAUGACGACGUCGCCGGCGCGCUUCAAAGAAGAGCUGCUCUGCGGCAAUCGUUUGAGAAGGCUAUGCAGCGUGUCGUCUCACUGGCGCGGGCAUCGUGCGAGCCAGAUACGUGUGGCGUGUGUUUGACGUUUGUUGUGGAUGUGAAGGCGGACUCGUCUGUCAGUGCCGUCGCCGCAUCGGACGUGCUGCUCUUCAAGGAGGAGUUUCAGCGACUACUUUCGCUUUACAGCGCCACCUCUCUCACCAGCGCCAGCAGAGGUGCUGCUCCGACGCUGUGCCUCACGGUGAUCUGCAGUGCCGCGGCGCAGCAUGUCAUCUGGGGACAGGUAGCCGCCGAGACCUCCGCACCUCCAAUCGGCUCGUAUCCGGCUCGCUGCGGUGCAGAGACGGUGCCGUGCUGCUGUCUUUCCCUGUCCACGUACACCCCGCAGCUGGCGCUGGCGGACCUCCUCCGCCCUUCCCGGCGCUUCUUCACCAAAGAUGGCGCCAUGCAGAUCUGCGACGUCGUUCUACAGCAAGUACAAAACGAGCUGGACGCCCGCACGGAACACGGUGCCUCGGCUGAGACGCGGAAGUCGCGCGUACGUGGGCCGGCGCUGGCGAGGCUGACCUCUACACGAGGGACUGCCACACUCACCGUCCCGCUGCCAGAGCUGCCGCCCGACCUCUCCCGCGGCGCGCUCGUCGCACUGCGGAAAGCGGUGAGUGAGUUGCGCUUGUGCGCACGUCUGUUGCAUUACGAGAUGAUGGUGGCCUACGCGGCAUCUACCGCGCGGCUGCACCUGUUGUACGUGACGAGCAGCAACGCGGAGAACGCCGAUGCGGACGCACAGCUGUUUACGGAGGCAGAGCAAAGGUUCUGUCGCGGCCACGUGUACGACCCUGCGCCGCUUUUGAAAAUCCACAUCCUCCUCUCCGAGUGGGUGCGGAGGCGGUAUGGAGACCUGGUGGUGCAGCUCGGCGGCCCGCCCAAGACAGAGGUGGCAACUCUGUGCAAGCCAGGCUCAGCGCUCUUGCCAGCCACCGCGACAGCUGCUACGAGGCUCCUCCCGACGCAGCUGUGCUCCCCUCUGACCCCGUCGCUCCCCGCCCGCCUCACGACUCAUCGUGACUUGGCAGAGGAGCACUUAGGCGGAUACGGCAUGCAGGCGUAUUACUUCCUACGUCGCAACCAACCCGCGUGGGGGCUGCUGCUGCAGAAAGCGGAGUGCCAGUUCGCCGACGCCGCUUACGCAGCGGAAUCGCUCGGCAACGCUGAGGCUACCGUGGACCUGCUCAAUCCUCCUCUCUGUUCUUUGAUGCGCGCAGCCGAGUCUCGGAAGCCCGAAGAGGAGAACGCCCACCCGGCGAACCGCCCUAUUUCAUUCGACACGGACACGACGGCCAACGGCCUCAAGCAAGCGCGUCAGCACCGUCAAAAGUGCCAAAUCGAGGACGCCAGUUCGCAGUGGAAGGCCGGGCUUUUCGUGAUGGCGCGCAAGUUUGCGCUGCAUUACCUGUGUGGGCGACACAAACGUAUCUGCGCAGGCUCCACCGACUGCUCGCUGCCCUUGCUGGAGCAGCGAGCGCAGUGGGACAUGUUGCGGACCUUCAUCGGCGCAACGGACGACUCCGAGGAAGUCUCUUUCCUGUGGGGCCCGCUCGCAGGCGGGGACUACGUGGAUACCAAGAGGUGGCAUGAACUGCGCAUCAGCGUGCGUCAUCUCGACUUUUUUCGGUCGGAGGUGGUGGGUGCGCCGUCAGACCUGAUGGAGCUGUGUGCGGAGGAGCGUAUGAUUGGGCUGUUCCGCGCGGUGCGACAAAGGAACCUUUUGCAGUUGUGCUUCUCGCCGCUUGUGUGCGCUAUGCUCCCAAGGGGCGAGCCGGCGGAGUCGGCGAAUGCGGGUGCAGCGGCAGGGCAGGAGGUGCACAAAGAGACGGACAGUAGUCAGCAGGAGGAUACGUUCGCUUUGUCGGCGCUGCUGAAAGCUUCCACAAGUGCACGGGAGCAGACAAAGUCCACUGUGACCCUUGCAGAAACCGUGCUGGGGUGGGAGGGCGCUUUUCUUGACGCCUGUGCUACGCACCCGGCAGCGCUGAACAGCCACUUCCAGCGCAUGGUACAGUCCUUCACCUCCAUUAUCGCGCCGUGGGAAGGCACAGCAAGCGUUCCUCCAGAAAGCACUGACACCCAACUCAUUCAUCUGUGGCUUCCAGCGCUGCAGCAUCCUCUGCUCGACCUUCACUACCUCACGUCCGCGGCGCUGGGUACGGCGCCAAAAGACCUUGCAAACCCCAGCGGCGUUGUCUCAUCACUACGUGCGCCGUGCUCGUGCCGAUCGGGCGAGGACCCCUUUGCCAAUUCGCCUUUUGCAGAGGUCGCGGGCAGUUUCUUCGUCGGCGCCAGAGAGUUUGGCGCGGUCGCUACGGCUCUGGUGGUCAUGGUGACAGAGCAGCGUUUUCUUUCGCCGUCGGAUGUCGUGUUGGACGGAGCUCAGCUCUCUCCCUCGUUGCUGCGUCAGAUCCGGGAACUGACGGGACGGGGGAGAGGAACGGCAGAGAAAAGCUCUGUCGACACAAAUACGGAGCCUGUGGGGCGCACAGACGCGGCGGCGCAGAUAGUGAUCGCCGUGCGACGAGUGCUGCUUCGGCGAAACAAAGCGAAGAUCGACGGCGCUUUAAGCGACGUCAACCUCAGCGAUGCACUGAGCGAGGACGAUAGCACGCACCAAAUUUCGGUUGAGGUGGGCAUGCGUGUGCGAUGUGCGGACCAGUUGUCACCAGGGCUGAUUUGGUGCAGCGCCGUCUGGCCACAGGCGGCUGCGGAGGGUGCUCUGUGGGACACCAACCCCGACUGCCGCCCCAGGUACACCGCCCCCACCUCGCGCUCUCUCUCCACCGCCCACUCCGGCUCCAUCUCUCGCGAGGUGCAUCACACGAGUGAGAGCGUUUUUGUGACGGAGGUGGAGGAUCGGAGAGAGUCGCACACGCCGCGGGCUGCGGACGGCCGCAGCGCAGUCCACACGUGGAGCUUCAGCGACGUUCCUAUACCCGUGCGUUGGAAUAGCGUUCGCCGCGGCGCUGCGCCUGGCGCAGCCGAGCUUCCUCUUUGCGUAGAGUACGACCAGCCUUGUCCGGGUGGGCUCGUGGACCCUAUUGUCUAUGUGAAGGACAAACCUCUGACGGCGGAGGACAGUGCUGGCAACGACGGCGUCGUGGGCAACAUUUUCCUACUUCAAGACGCCCUGGACGCGUAUGUGUGGAUCGCCUGA
This is a messenger RNA of Leptomonas pyrrhocoris, 14697 nucleotides long. RefSeq lists its product as hypothetical. Bases 10 to 14697 code for a protein of 4895 amino acids. The transcript has a single exon. NCBI's taxonomy places the organism in Eukaryota, Euglenozoa, Kinetoplastea, Trypanosomatida, Trypanosomatidae. The record is from RefSeq and is a predicted model, not a curated record. Gene Ontology annotation, molecular function: minus-end-directed microtubule motor activity; dynein light intermediate chain binding; dynein intermediate chain binding. Gene Ontology annotation, biological process: intraciliary retrograde transport; cilium assembly. Gene Ontology annotation, cellular component: axoneme; cytoplasmic dynein complex; motile cilium.